CGCGAAAUUGCAUCAUUUCCCGCGUCGCUUUGUGAAAGAUAUCAAGAGUUUCGGUGAUCGGAGGACUACGUUUCAGCGAUUUCGAAUCGCUGUCACCGCCGGUUUACUCGCCGGUUGUCGUUGUCGGAAUUCGUCAUUGAAGUGAGGAGGUUGGGAUACUACGGUAAUAGAACGUACACGAGUUGUGUACGAAAUGUAUCGCCGUUCGAGAUUUCGCGCGGCGAUCCUAAGCAACGAACAAGCGGCAAGAUAUUCGCACUCGCUUGUCACUGGUUGUCUAUCCAAAUUAAAUCCGCGGCAGCAGCAGCAGUAGCAGUAGUAGCAGCAGCAGCAUCCUCCUGACCGUCAGUGACCAUCGAUACCGCUAUUGGAUACUACGUUCGCUCGUAGGACUUGGACUAACCUCCUUCUCAGGACGGUUGCCAGGGCGAGCCAUAGCACAGUCGCUAUGACAAAAGGUGGCAUCACUGGGAACGUGUUGGAAGCACGGACGGUACAGCGCUCAUUGAUAUGACGCCAUUUUACUAACCUUUCUCGUCGUGUCCACCGCGACCAGAUACUCAAAGCAGUGCCGAGGCAUUAACUACGGGCUACGUGUCGUGUUUCCACGCGGUCGAUCGCGUCAUCGUGCGAACAAUUGGCUCGGUCUCACGCCCUGUGUAAAGUAAAUCGCUGUAACAGUUUGCAUUAUUAUGGAAGAUGAGGAUGGAGAGGGUAAAAUUAUAGAUAUGUGGAAUAUCUUGGAGGAACAACAGCUCAAAGAUUCGACAUUGGGUAAUGCAUUAAGACAUUCCAUCGAUGAUGUAUACACAGAUGUAAUUGAAGAGGAGAAACAGCUGAUACGCUACAAUUCGAUCAUAGCGAAAGAUUCGCCUGGCAGAAAUACAGUAACAAAUCCAAAACUUACAUUCAAAGGCUUCAAGAAGCGCAUCCUAGCCCAAGCUCGAGAGAUUCAUACCUCCAGUCCGAAGAAUAGCACGCCGGAAACGCAACAAUCGGCGCAUCCCAAUGCAAGGGGCGGCAAGGACAAGAGGACAGAGGGGAAACGGGAGCGUAAGAUAACGGAAUACGCUCAGUAUUUGGGUCUUCAACCAUCAGCGAGAUACAAAUGCUCCAAGUGUCACACGUGGUCCAUUUGUGGUUCCAAUACGAAACAGAACUCUUGCACUUGUAAUUCUAGUAUGACGCCGAUGCCGAGUACCUCCGAAUCGAGUACUUCAAUGUCGCACAGCGCCAGCAGCUUCAAGAUCACGAGAAAAGUUUAUCUGUGCGCAGCGUGUGGUACAUAUUUCGAAAACUGGAAUUUAUUCUUGCACAUGAGGGACAUACACAAACGUCACAUAUGUCUUUACUGCCUCGGCAUGUUCGGCCAGGCGGAAAGGCUGUCGUACCAUCUGAUGAAGAAACACAGCGUUCCGGAGAUGGCGUUUACCUCGAUGGAGGAUUUCUAUAACGCUUUCAAAGGUUCGUGCUACUUGGUCUGUUGCAGCUGCGAAAAGGUUUUCUCGGAGACCGACGAUUUCUUUAACCAUUAUUGUUCACUGACAUUGAAACAAGAUGUGACUGAUACCGGCACGCCGGUAUGUACCAUAUGCAGGCAGAGUGCGGGUACACACGCGAGUACCUGCAGUUUUGCGCUACCAUCGGAUACGGAUAGGGAUUUGUGUGGCUCCGCGACGCCAUUAUCAGUCGCUGACGCGACGCACGCGGAUAAUGCGUCGCCAGCGACUAUCCUACCACCGGAGAAAACUACAAAUCUCGGAGGUAAGGGACCACCGAGAAAAGCAAUUAAGCACAAGAGCAAACACAGUGAGGGAGAUGGUGCACAAAAUUCCCGCCAACCAAAACCGAUUGCAUCGACAAGGAAAUUAGGCGCGAAAAUCCGGUGUAACGAAAACCAACUUGAUCGCAAUCUCGAUAUCCAAAGAGAAAUAACAAAUAAUUUACCUAGAGACACAGUUACCGAGACAAUAAUGGAGGUAUCUAGGUAUACGGGCCGCGAUUCAUCUGACGAGAAUGACGAGAACGAUGAACAAGCAAUGAAUAAGGACGUGUUUAACAAUCGUGACAAAGAAUCGGGAGAAACGUCACCGGCUCAAAAUUGUCAACUCGAUCGCAAUGAACCUUACGACAGUGUAACCGAGACUAUUAUGGAAGUGUCACGCUAUACAGGUGACGAAGAUAAAAACGAAAAAGAAGAAGAUUCGAUGUGUACUGCAGAUGAUGAAUAUACAUCGCGCACAGUUGAAAAGAUGAAUACCGAAAACAGCGAGAUAUGCGAUAAAAACGAUAUUGACUUGGUACCCUCGAUCAAUUCAAGACCAUCUAGUCCAGUACAAUGGGAAACCGAGAAAACCGCGAUAGCAGACGCAAAAGCGAAUGCUACGUGCGAGCCUGAAAAUGAAAUUGAAUUUUGCGCGUAUGACAGCCCGCAAAAUGUACAAAGUCCUGUCAAUCGAUCACUGUUUAGUCCGCAACACGAGUCGCAUGCGUUGGAUCCGCAAUCCAAAGAAGAAGAAAAUGACGACGACGAUGUCGAAAAGAAUGAGGAGAAGUCAGAUGCGACGUGCGCCGCUGAAUCUCAAGCUUCAGUUUCGUUUAACGCUGUUGCUACUUCCGAUAGGAGUUUGGUUAUUAAAAUUUGCAAUAGAAACUCGCAGUUUAGCGUCGCAACGACUACCACCGCGAGCAAAAAAUCCGAGGAAAAUAAUAAUGCCCAAGGAUCGACAUCAAAGGACAAAAUGUUAAAUGGUUCGAAAACGGAAAGAGACAUCAACGGUGGUGACGAAGCGAAUAACGAGCUGGAUGAUAGCGAUUCCGAUAGCGAUAAACUGGCAGUAGUGGAUAGCAAUCAGGAGGAAGAUGAAGAAGCGGAAGACGGUGAGGAGGCUGAAGAGGCCGACGAGGUCGAAGAAAUCGAAGAGGACAGAUGUAAUGAUGCGAGAGAUGACGAUAACCAAGAUAAUCAGGAAGGAAAUGGUGGAAUCGGAACUGAAACAAGUACUGAUCGGGAAACGUUCGCCGUCACAUCGAUGCCAAGCCACGACGUCAGUAUUGAAAAAUUUGUUAAUAACGAGACCGAAGGCUCAGCGAGAAGUGUUGCUAGUGACCAGACGACGAAAGACGAUACAAUCGAUAUCGAUGGUGGUAUUGCACUAGCCGGCGAGGAUGCCCCAUGUAUCGAUCUAAACGUUGAGGGUACUUUGGAUAGCAUGGAUUUGGAGGAGCUGCUAAAACGCUGCAUUGAGGCGGCCAGUCCUAUCUGCGUUUAUUGCAAUCAUGCGCGGCACAUAGCCAUCAAUGGCAAGCAACUGGGUUUGCACAUGCUGGCAGAGCACAAGUUUCAGCCGCAGCAUCCCGCGAUAAUCAUACAGAUGGAGCAGUUUACCAUACGGGUGAGGAGAUCCCUGGAUGAACUCGAGUCUCGUUACUUCAAUCUAAACACAUAUACUAGCGCGAACGGCACAUACAAUGUGCCGGCAGUGUUAAUAUACGAAUGCUUUCACUGCAGAUUCCACUCCGCGAUACACAAAGAACUGUAUCUGCACAACCGGAAGAUGCAUCAGAAGACCAUAUUGAUUUGUAUAAUGUGCAAAUCGACAUUUUACAGUUACAGCGAGCUGCUGUGCCAUCUGUGUCCUGGUAUUUACUCGCCAAACGUAAACCUGCGAUACCGUUGCUGUCUCUGCUCGGUGGCCAGUCUCCCAUCGGAUCUGCGCAAGCGUCAUCACGUCUGUGACGUUUGUCUAGAAUCUACCGGCAAUCAACAGCGUCUCUCGAACCACGUGUGGAAGCACAAGUUACAUCAUUUAUGUUACAGAUGCGGCAUCGCGUACCGCAACAAACCGGACAUCACGAAACACCUGUUUUGGAAACAUGGCACAGAGAGUGUCUUGUGCCGGAAGUGCCUGCAGAAGAAAUGGCCGCACAUAUAUCACUUCUGCAUACCACCCACGGCAUUUGUUUGCGAGGAGUGCGGCUUAAGCUUUGGUCGCGCGGUGGCGCUCAAGGUGCACAAAAGAUUGCACUCGGGCGAUUCACCAUAUGGUUGCGACGAGUGCACAGAACGCUUUAUAUCGCGGAAACUUCUAGCCAAGCAUCAAGCGGCUCACAGGGAACCAAAGCCAGAAGACAUCGAUGUGAAUACGAUGGACGUGGUUCAUGUUCCACCUACGGAAAGAGACGAGAAAUUAGACACAGCGGCAGCGCCGAUCGACGGGACCGCCGUAGUGACGGGAGUCAUGGGGGUCGAAAUUACGAAGAAUGUCAAAGAGGCUGUGAAAAGAGUCGAUGUUUACGAUCUGCCUCCGCUUAAUCUAUCGUCUGAAAGCGACACGGAUAGCGAGGAAGAAAAAGUCACUUCCGCGGAGAAACUGCCGGAAAAAGAAAAAGUCGUAGAGGACGCAGCGGAAAAGGAAAAUGAAACCACCGAAGAGCUCUCUGCUACCGCUGUUGAUGAUGUUGCUACAUUAAACAACGAUAUAGUCGAAGUGGAACGGAACGAGGAGGAGAAGAAGCAGGAGGCACGCAUUAUGGACGGUAUAUGGGAUAAUUUCAAGACAUAUGCCGCCAGUCUGGACGUAGAGGAGUCCGCCAAGAACAUUGCGUUGAAGGAAAGCGUACCCGAGACCGAUGCCGCGUAUCUGAGAAGUAUUAUCCUCGCCGACCAUGAUUAUUGCAUAGUAUAUUCGUCCGAGAAGAAGAGCGAAGAUCAAGCGAUUUCCAAAGACGACGACGUAAAGGACGAACACGACGGAGUUAAAUCUAAAAGGAGUCCAUCACCCGGUACGCCGAAUCAAAACGCCGGAUGCGACAGCGACGCGAACAAACGAAAAGCAAAGACUCCUAAGAAAAAGAAAAGAAGCGGCAGCACAUCGUCCACGAGUGAUUCCUCGAGCGAUACCGAUUCGAGCAGCUGCUCGUGCGGCACCAACUGCAGCUGCAGCAGUUCCUCUUCCGGCAGUUCCUCCAGUUCUAGCAGCAGUUCCGACUCUGAUAGCUCCACACCUGAGAGUUCACCCAGAAAGCAAUCAAGCAAUCGUAAAGAAAAACAUAGUAAGAAGGAGAAGGAAAUCGAGCCGGAGGACAAAUUAGAAUCCGUUGAGCCGGAGAACAAGCCAGAGAUCACAGUAGAGAACGGUCUAGUAAUUCCCGAGCUAACGAGCGAGCUCCCGACAGUCACGGCGAAGCCGCUGUUACGGGAAUCCGAUUUGGAAACCGAGGAGACCGAAACAGACGAGGACUUUUACGACGAGCAUCCGCAGUUGCUUGCCAACAAAUUAUUGUCGGAGAAGCGCAAUCAGUUGCUGCUAUUGGCCGCCGUCGCGCCGGCGUCGACACCGAUCUCGCCGGCGCCAGCAAUGGAACAACCAUCGACGCCGCUCAACAACGGCAUUUUGGAUGCGGAAAAAACGUUGCCGGAAUCGAUUAUGAUGACCACUGAGGAUCAUCAGCAACCACAGCAGCAACAGAAGAGAAAAACAAAGACAAAGAAACGACGAAAAGGUGAGAGAGGCGGUAAGCGUAAUGCGACUACAGUGGAAUCGAUCAAGUUAAACAUUCCCAAGGCGUUUUACCGGAAAAAUCCGGGAUUCGUCGCAUCAUCGCCAGCGAUGCUGCAUCCCAAUAGCAGGGCCUCGACACCGAACCAACUGCUGGCUGCCACAUGUAACGAUCACGACAGUGUUGGCGGUGCAAUGGAGAUGAUGCAGCAACAGCAACAAACAUCGAUCACUACUGUCAUUGGCGUGCCAAAUCAACAUAUCGGUGCAGGCGGCAUGGAGACGGAGAAUAAGAGAGUUUCGAAGAGGAAACGUGUGCCGAAGCGUUUUUAUGGCGAUUCAAGCGAUGAUGAGCCGCAGGACAAGCAACCGGCGUUUAAUAGAUGGCGAAAAAGUGAGAUCCCUGCUAGUCCCUCAGCCUUUGUAUCGCCACUCCCGCCGACAGCAAUGACAUCACCGAAUCCGAAAUCGAUCGUACCUCCAAGAUAUCCUUUGGGCGGCAAGAGCGUUACACAGACAUACACCAACAGGUCCCAGGUAGUCCAAAUGGAGCAGGCAGCUAGUCAGCAGCAAGCGGUUCUAUCCGAGGAGUUGCCGCGCAUCAUCACGCCAGCGUCCGCCACCGAAUCCGACGAUCCUGCGGAGAGCAGCAGUGAUAGCAGCGAGUCCGAGAUCGAGGACGUCACGAGACAGACGAGGAUAAAUCGUAACAACUUGACGAUGCCAUCAGCCAUAAAUACAUCAGCCACGGAGCGGCCUGGCAAGAUUUAUUGUUAUUGCCGCUGCCCGUACGACGAGGUGUCGGAGAUGAUAGCUUGCGACGGCGAGGACUGCCGCAUUGAAUGGUUUCACUUUGAGUGCGUCGGUAUAAUGGUGCCGCCCAAGGGCAAGUGGUAUUGUCCGGAUUGUCGGAAGAAGCACGAUAUCGUACAGAACGACGACUAUUGCGAUUGAUAGUGAGAUGACAAACAAAACAAUGAUGAUAGCGACAGCGUACUAAUUACCAAAUUCGACCGAUCGAAAUCGUUGCUUUUAGGCAUAAUGCUAAAAUUUUCCUUCUUUCUUUUUCACGAAAAGGAAAAAAAAGAUACUACACUGUUCCAUGUUGAUAUUUUUCUUAAACCGAUAUGUAGACAAUGUUUGUACAUAAUUGUGUAAAUACGUCCUAGAGUUUGUAAGAAUGAAAAAAUGAGGUUUUUGUGUACAUUUUUUUGUAUUUCUUUUAACGACGGCGCCAUGUAUAAAUAUAUGAAGUAGAUAUGUAGAUAAAUAGAUAGACACAGACAGAUAGAUAGAAUAGGUAGGUAGGCAGAUAAACAGGCUGAUAGCGAAUAACGGUGCAAAACCGUAGGAACCUAGCUUUUCGCAAGGGCAGGACAGCGUUUUACGAAUUCGGAAUUUUCAUCUGAUUAUGAUUGUCGGUAUUGCUGGCGGUAUUUGUCUUGAUCUUAGCUGUUCUCGUCGCGAUCGAACUUGCAUGAACUCUCGCAUAUCUCUCUGUUAGUUCAGCAAAAGCACUAAAUUUGUAAUACUAAAUAUGUAAUUGUCGCGCGCGCGGGUGAUUGCCAUCUACUUUUUUUUUUAAACUACGGAUACAGAAAUAUGACAAUUUCCUUGUUUUCUUGUUGGCAAACAGACGGUUUUAUAAAUUUUUAAAUCGUUAAAUUCAUUAAGUUUGCAUUGCAUUAAUCGUUAACUGUUCUCUUUAACAACGGCUAUGUUCGAAUUGUCGCCAUGUAGCGCUUAUUUAAAAUGAUUGUACCUCUUGAGAGGUGUAUCUUUCCUUGCUUCUAGUCUAUCAUAAGGUAAAAUGCUUGAAGUGAAACGUUAUUCUUUCAGCAGCCGAAACAGCCCUUUCGUCGACAGUCUUGUGCCACAUCGAAAAGCCGAUUAACGGUCGUAUAAAGGCUUAUAUCGCAUCAGUGAGAUCUACAAACGUGUUAAAUUAAAUUAAAUUAAUUAGAAAGCAGGCGCCAUUCUUUGACUAUGAGAAUCGAUUAACAAAAUAUCGACGCGCGGAAAGUACUGUUAAUAUUAGAAAUGGAGAGAUCGUGAAAUGUUUAUUGAAAAUUUCGCUUUAAACAGUAUUAUAGGAUAUAUACAAGGAAACAUAUAUCCAUCAUGUUUAUUUAUAUACGUUUCCGAAUUUCAUAUCUUUAUAUACAUAUACAUAACAUCCUGUAUAUAUACACACAUAUAGAACACACGAAAUUCGGAAAUGUAUAUAAGAGAGAAAGAGAGAGAAAACAUAAUGGAUAUAUAAUAUAUAUACACAAUAUACAUCCCCCAUAUAACUGGUAAUACAAUCGAAAAAAUAAUAGUUCUAUGAAAAAAUAAAUUAAAAAUGUAGAAUAAUUUUUUUUUGUGCAAGGUUUUAUUGCCGAGAAAAUUGACUUUGAAAAUUGGAAAAUUAAUAAUAAUUUGCUUUUUUAAACUUGAGUGAUUUCUGACAAUCUUGUGUUAUACAUUAUCGAAUUUUUCUUGCGUGGUUGAUAAAAUAUAUAUAAAAAGAUGCAACAUUUUUUUUAUUGAAUAAAUGAAGUUUAUCUACAUAUUUUUCUCAUUUACGAUACUUCUUCAGUGUAAAUUAUUUUAACUUGUUUUAUUAAAUAGAUUAAUAGUUUUUAUUUGUACUUUUACAUAUAUAUUAAUAAUCACUCUUGAGAUGAAAAAAUUCAAAUAUGACAAAAAGUGAAUUUUUUUAAAGUGAAUUUUCUUGAAAACAAAAUCUUAUAUGAAAAGAUAUUAUUAUGUGUUUUCGAAUUAUUUUUUCAUAUAAAAUCCUUGUUAGUCGCGUCUGUUUGAACAGAUUUUCACAAGUGUCUGCUAAAAAUUUUUAUCAGCAGAAAAGCUAUGAAUUUAAUAGAAUUUGUUAAUUUCGAUUAUGUCGACACACUGUAACAGAGCCUGAGCAUAAAGAUUGUCAUAAUCGUUUGUCACAGACGUUAAGUCGAAGAUGUAAGGUAAUGCACAAUGAUUGACGUAAACGCCGACGGCCAUUCUGCUAGCAUUUCUUCUUUUCUUUAUUCUUAAUGUCUCUUUCAAUUUUAAUCUGACGUUUACAAAAAAUAAAUAGUUCCGAUCUUUGUUUUAGGUUUACUUCCAUCACUUUCGUUUACUCCUCACAGCAGUAUAUAUCUAUAAAAAAAUUUCUCCAGAGUACCGCGAUGCUACAGAUAAUCGUCAUGUUGAUUUCCUCAAUUGUUAACUUUAGUUUCCUCCAGUGUUUCGAUACCCAUAAUGUCCAUGGCAAAAUCUUUGUAAGAUAUUCUCUGUAUCAUAACGUAACAAUACAUUACUCUCGGGAAGCCUAA
Messenger RNA from Formica exsecta, 8815 nucleotides. RefSeq lists its product as uncharacterized. Gene Ontology annotation, cellular component: nucleus. Gene Ontology annotation, molecular function: DNA-binding transcription factor activity, RNA polymerase II-specific; RNA polymerase II cis-regulatory region sequence-specific DNA binding. Gene Ontology annotation, biological process: regulation of transcription by RNA polymerase II. The record is from RefSeq and is a predicted model, not a curated record. NCBI's taxonomy places the organism in Eukaryota, Metazoa, Arthropoda, Insecta, Hymenoptera, Formicidae.